Messenger RNA from Phlebotomus papatasi, 2745 nucleotides. RefSeq names its product arf-GAP domain and FG repeat-containing protein 1 (gene drongo). Gene Ontology annotation, molecular function: GTPase activator activity. The coding region runs from base 241 to 1713 and encodes 490 amino acids. The record is from RefSeq and is a predicted model, not a curated record. NCBI's taxonomy places the organism in Eukaryota, Metazoa, Arthropoda, Insecta, Diptera, Psychodidae. The transcript is spliced from 6 exons.
CAGUUUGGAGUGCGAUUGUCAAAAUGGGGAGUCGUGGUUAAAAUGUAGGUCUGCGAAAUUUAGCAAUUUCGCUGGUGAAUGACGUGUUAACAGGCAAAAGUACUGCAAAAUCUAACACCUGAGUGUCCAAUGUGCUAUUAGUGUGCUAAAUAAGUGGGCAAAAGGGCUGGGAAAGUGCUGAAAAAAGACAAAAUCCCUCGGACUGUUUCGCAGUGUAGACUUUUUUUUUCUUCUCUUUAGAUGAAAAGAGAAAUUUCCAAAAUGGCGGUGGUUCGCAAGAAGACCGAUGACAAAAAUUUGAAGAUUUUGAGGGAAAUUGUGUCACUUGGUGGAAAUCGACAGUGCUUCGAUUGUGGCCAAAGGGGCCCCACAUACAUCAACAUGACCAUUGGAUCAUUUGUAUGCACCAAAUGCUCGGGAAUGCUACGAGGAAUAACUCCACCACAUCGUGUCAAGUCUAUCUCAAUGGCCACAUUUACUCCGGAUGAAAUUGAAUUUAUCCGGAGUCAUGGAAAUGAUGAAUGCGCCAAAACUUGGCUGGGUCUGUGGGAUCCUAAGAGGACUCGACCGCUCGAUCAACGUGAAUUGAUGAUUGAUAAAUAUGAGCGAAAGAGAUACUACUUGGAGCCGGCGAGUCCGCUUAAAUCACUGGCAUCAUCGCAACAGCUGACCACAUGUGCAACUUCCUCGUCAAGUGGUACAUCGUCAUCGACGACAACAACAACGAAUGUGACGCUGGACAAUACAGCCGUCUUGAAAUCAAUCACACUGACGCCCCCGCAAUCGCUACGUUUGCACAAUAAGAAUGCGCGUUCGACGACCAAAGGCCCAGUGAAUUUUCAGCAUCAGUUCACGCCAGAUAGUGAGACGGGUUUAUUUAACUUGGGCAAUAGUCAAACUAGGUUAAAUAAUAAUAACAAUAGUAGCAACGGCGGUGGACAUCAGAAUGGCAUCACGAGCAAUCUCAGUGGUAUAGUGGCAAAUAAUAAUAAUAAAUUUACGCCGGACGCAGAUUUUGUGGCUGAUUUUGGAUCAGCUAAUAUUUUCAAUGCAACACAAUCAUCAACAACAAUGGUGAAUAAUACAGCUAAUGGUACGAGCAAAAUUGUCAAUGGCAAUGUGUCAUCUGGCCAGCAGCAGCAGAUCAAUGGAAAUGGUGGAACAAAUGAAAAUUUUGCUGAUUUCGAACACAAUCCCAUUUACAAUUCUGCAGCCUACCAAACACCACCUCCAAGUACCCAGUGGAGCUUCUGGCAGCAGUUCCAAUGGCCUUUACAGCCUCCGGAACAGAAUCGAUGGAGUCUUCCAAUGUCUCUGAGCUCGAGCAAUAGUUUGAAUUCAUCGAGUGGAGGAUUUGCGUCCAAUUCAUCGCUCAAUUCGACCCCGUCCGCUGAUCGCUAUGCCGCCCUCAAGGAUCUCGAUGAGCAAUUGCGCGAGACGAAGGAGCGCGAAGCACCAUCAUCGAAUUUCCAAAUGGGCUCCAGUCCCAAUCCCUUCAAGAAUCCCUUCCAAAGUGGAAAUGGGGUUCAGUGGACAACCAGUGAGAGUGUCUUCAGUCCAGCGCCUCAGUUUGCCACAAAUGGUUUCACCAAUGGCUACGCAAAGAUCCCCGAGGCGACCCCACAGCCACAGCAGUUCAACAAUGGCUCGGCAAAUUUCUCAUUCAACCCUUUUGCUACCACUUCCACCCAUUCAACUAAUCCAUUUUUAUGAACUCUGAAGCCAUCGGGAAGUGCCCUCAGUAACAACAACAACAACAACAAAAGGAACAACAACAAUGGACAAUUUUCACAAAAGUCUACUUUCGACAAUUCUCUCUUUUUUUUGUUUUUUUAUUAUUAUCAAUUAAAAAUGAUAAAAUUAGGUAUUCAUUUGAUAUGAAAAGGAUGGAUUUAGAACUGGGAUACACCAAAAAAAAAGCUCAAGUUCAUUUAUCUUGCACGUCACAUUUUAAAUAUUUGAAAAAAAUAAAACAAAGGAAAAAAUGAGAGAAAUUUUAACGCAAGAGUUUCGCAUGAAAAAUAUUCAAUGAAUGUUUGGUGAUGAAAUAGAAAGAUUUUCCUGGAAGGGAAAAUAUUAAGGGAGAAAGCAUGAAGAUGUAUUUUUAUUGGGAAGAAAACCGUCGAGUUUAUGCUCAAUUUUUUAGAUGAAGAUGAUAGAUUUUCAAAACUAAUCGCUCUUCGUAAAUUCGACAUUAAUUCCGUGACAUUGAAUUUUCAUAAUUCUUUUUUUUUUAGAAGAAAAUAAUCGAUAGAAAUGUCCACAGAAAUAUUUUACAAAAUAUUAGAUCGAUGAGAAAAAAAAGUGAUUAAAUAUACAAAAGAAAUAUUAAAUGAAAUUAUUAUUGCUUGUGGCCUUAAUAAAAAAAAAAGAAGAAAAUCACGUAGGAAAGAGAAAGAAAGGAGGAUUUAAAAAGUGAUGCAAAGGUGUGCUCUAAAAGGUUUAGAAGAGAAAUAUUGAUUAAAUUUAUUCAAUUUCCGUCUUAGGAAUUUUAUUAAAAUAAAUCAAAAAGGAAAUCACAUUUAAAAAUAGAAUGACAAAGAAAUUGAUAAAACAAUGUCCAGAUGAAAAUGUAGGCUAUUUUAUUUAUAUUUGUACAUUAUACAAUUUUAGCAUGUGACAAAAAAAAUAUAAUGAAAAAUUAUAUAAGAAUUAAAUAAAAGUGGAAUAAAGUCAAUGACUUUCGUACCAGUUAAAAAAAUUAAUAAAAAAAAAACAAGGAAAAUUAUUUGUGAGAACAAGAAA